AUGCUAUCUAAACAAAGAGGAGGGGGCAUCGGAUCAAACAAGGAAGAUAGAACAGGAACAUGUAAGUACAAGGCCAAGGAAAGGAAGAUCAAUGAGUGGUUGUAUGUGAGAAAAUUAGGACAGAAGCAAUAUUCUCUUCCUCCAGGUGACAUGGGAUGGCCUUUUCUUGGGAAAAUGUUGUCAUUCUUGAGAGCUUUCAAGUUCAGAGAUCCCGAUUCGUUCAUCUCAAGCUUCAUCACCAGAUAUGGUGGGAUGGGGAUGUACCGGACCGUAAUGUUUGGAAAGCCAAGCAUCAUCGUUUCCAGGCCUGAGGCUUGCAGACGAGUAUUGGCAGAUGAAGAGAAUUUCAAACUUAGUUACCCUAAAACAACCCAAGAACUGGUAGGGAAGAAAUCAUUCCACAAUAUGUCGAAUUCUGCACAUAAACAUUUCCGCCGCUUGACGGCAGCUAAAAUCAACGGCAACGAGUCACCGUCAAUGUACAUCAAGCACAUCGAAAAGAUAAUGAUUGGUUCACUGGAGGAAUGUGCAAAAAUGGACUGUCCAAUCGAGUUCUAUGAGGAAAUGAAGAAGGCCACUUUCGAGGCUAAGAGAGAACUGGAAAAGAUCUUUAAGGAAGUCGUGGAUACGAGGAAGUCAAUGAAGAAGAACGAUGCAUACACAGCGAGCAAAAGUAUGCUAGAUUUACUCAUGGAGGCAGAAGAUGAGGACGGUCAAGCAUUAAGCAAAGAUGGGAUCAUUGACAUUCUACACAUGUACCUUUUAGCCGGUUUUGACAGCGUCACAUUAGCUACGAUGUGGAUGGUCCAGUACUUUUACGAGAAUCCAGAUACCUUGCAGAAAGCGAAGGAAUUUGCUAAAUGA
Messenger RNA from Syzygium oleosum, 864 nucleotides. Its product is annotated as ent-kaurenoic acid oxidase 2-like. Lineage: Eukaryota; Viridiplantae; Streptophyta; Magnoliopsida; Myrtales; Myrtaceae. Bases 1 to 864 code for a protein of 287 amino acids. The transcript is spliced from 5 exons. Gene Ontology annotation, molecular function: ent-kaurenoic acid monooxygenase activity; iron ion binding; heme binding. Gene Ontology annotation, biological process: sterol metabolic process; brassinosteroid homeostasis; brassinosteroid biosynthetic process. Gene Ontology annotation, cellular component: endoplasmic reticulum. The record is from RefSeq and is a predicted model, not a curated record.